CCGAAUUUUUUACAUUUUCAUCGGAGAAUUUGAUUUCUGAGUCAUAGUGGCGACAAUGGAGACUUCUGCUUCUUCUUCUUCACUGUGUCGAGUUCCGUCUCUGUGGACCGUUGGAACAAGACCACGUCAGAUAAAAUCUACCGCUAGUUUUGUUUCUCCGGGAAGAAGAAGAAGAAGAAGCCACGGCUUGUUGAUGAUAAGUAAUCGACGGCUCAGAACGACGUCGGCUCUAAGUGAACUGGCUGACACGGUGGCGGAGACAGGCAAAUCGGAGAUUACGUGGCAGAUUAUAGUUGGAACUAUUGCUGGAAUCAUACCAUUCGUUGUUGCAGGUGUUGAAUUCAGCAAAAGAAUAAUUGCACAGAAGAGAUGUGAAGAAUGUGGAGGAACAGGACUUGUUUUUAGAGACAAAAAAUAUUUUCGUUGUCCUGAGUGUGGUGGGUUUCUUCCAUGGCAGUCAUGGAGAAGAUUCUUUACAGGCUGAUGUUAAUGAUCUUUGCAAAUAAGAUUUUCUUGAAUACAUUUAAAGAUUUGUG
Molecule: messenger RNA, 536 nt
Organism: Arabidopsis arenosa
Lineage: Eukaryota; Viridiplantae; Streptophyta; Magnoliopsida; Brassicales; Brassicaceae
Source: the annotation of a GenBank genome assembly